GAUACUGAGGACUGUUCUUUCAUUGUUGUUACAGUUAUUUCCCCUUUUGACCCAGCUGAUCAUAGCAUAGCAGACAGAAGAUUUUAUUUUAACAAUUUAAAAAGUAUAAAAUAGAAGAAAUAUGGGUGAAGAUUCGGCUGUCAGUUUAUUUCGAGAAUAUUUGAAGAUUAAGACGGUUCAACCGGACGUAGAUUAUAGUAAAUCAGUUGAGUUUUUACAGAGAGUGGCAGAAGAUGUAGGAUUACAGUUUAAAUCAUUUGAGGUAGCCCCUAAAAAGCCAAUAUGUAUUAUGACUUGGGAGGGACUGGAACCUUCUCUACCCUCCAUUCUACUUAGUUCACAUAUUGAUGUUGUACCAGUUUUUUCGGAACAUUGGAGAGUUGAUCCAUUCAGUGCGGAGAAGAUAGAUGGUAAUAUUUAUGCUAGAGGAUCGCAGGAUAUGAAGUGUGUAUCUAUACAGUAUAUAGAAGCAAUAAGAAGAAUAAAAUCAAGUGGGAAAAGAUUACUUAGAACUUUACAUCUGGUCUUCACAUCAGAUGAGGAAAUCGGAAGUACACCCCAAAGUUUGUUUGUACAUCAUGAUGAAUUCAAAAAAUUAAAUGUUGGAUUUGCUUUAGACGAAGGUAUUGCUAAUCCUGGUGAAGAGUUUCGUGUUUUCUAUGGAGAAAGAUCUAUAUGGUGGGUACAAGUUAAAUGUCAAGGACAGCCUGGCCAUGGUUCUCAAUUUAUUGAAAAUACAGCAGCACAGAAAAUACAAAAGGUUAUCAACAGUUUUUUAAGUUUUCGAGAUCAACAAGAGAAAAGGUUAAAAGGUGAUAAGUCAUUGAGUUUAGGUCAUGUGACGACAGUUAAUAUGACAAUGUUGGAUGGUGGUAUACAGUUUAAUGUUGUUCCUGCUGAACUCAGUGUUGGAUUUGAUAUUCGAGUAGCACCUGAUGUAGAUUUUGAUGAGUUUGAAAAACAAAUAGCAGCAUGGUGUCAUCAAGCAGGUUCAGAUGUUUCUUAUUCAUUUGUUGUGAAAGGUUGCCACCAGGAAUUAACCAGCAUUGAUGAGAAUGAUCCAUGGUGGAGUGCAUUUCACCAAGCCUGUUUAAACAUGGAUUUAAAAAUACAAACAGAGAUAUUUCCAGCAGGUACAGAUAGCAGAUUCAUUAGAAAGUGUGGUAUACCAGCUAUUGGGUUCUCACCAAUGAAUCAUACACCAAUCUUACUACAUGAUCAUAAUGAAUAUCUUAAUGAAGACAUAUUCUUACGAGGCAUUGAAAUCUACCAGGAGAUUAUACCCACUCUCGCUAAUGUGCAAAGAUUUUAAAACAUGCCAGUCUUUGGUUUUUGCUGAAAUCAAGCUUGGUCCGGCAAUUUUUUUAUAUAAUGUGAUUACAAGAAAUGAUUUUAAAUCAUGUUAUUCUAUGGUUUUUGCUAAAAUCAAGCUUAGUCCCACGAUUUUUUUAUAUGUGCGAGUACAGAAAAUGAUUUUAAACCAUGUUAGUCCAUGUUUUUUGC
Messenger RNA from Patella vulgata (common limpet), 1503 nucleotides. RefSeq names its product aminoacylase-1. The coding region runs from base 122 to 1312 and encodes 396 amino acids. The record is from RefSeq and is a predicted model, not a curated record. Gene Ontology annotation, molecular function: aminoacylase activity. Gene Ontology annotation, cellular component: cytoplasm. Lineage: Eukaryota; Metazoa; Mollusca; Gastropoda; Patellidae. Gene Ontology annotation, biological process: amino acid metabolic process. The transcript is spliced from 16 exons.